Messenger RNA from Austrofundulus limnaeus, 3055 nucleotides. RefSeq names its product TRPM8 channel-associated factor homolog. Gene Ontology annotation, cellular component: plasma membrane. Bases 198 to 3008 code for a protein of 936 amino acids. NCBI's taxonomy places the organism in Eukaryota, Metazoa, Chordata, Actinopteri, Cyprinodontiformes, Rivulidae. Gene Ontology annotation, molecular function: transmembrane transporter binding. The transcript is spliced from 12 exons. The record is from RefSeq and is a predicted model, not a curated record. Gene Ontology annotation, biological process: positive regulation of protein targeting to membrane.
ACUCUCUUUCCUUACUGUUCAUUGGCUGAUGACAUUGGUCCCUCCCUCUAUUCUCUUUUUAUUUUUUUCCUUUAAAUUGUAGGAAAAUAAUCUUUUCACCUCAUCUUGGAUAUCUUGCAUCAUCCACUCUAAUCCUCUGUGGAAGAUUCAAAGUUGUAUUCAGAUAAAGAAAAGGAUAUUCUGACCCUACAGCAUCAAUGCUUUGUUACCAACUAUGUUGUUUAUUUACCCUACCACUUCUCAUGAUGUCCGACCAGCAGACCCUGUCUUACAAGUCUCUUGUGAAAAACCUAACGGACCUGGACCUGCAAAGCUCCAGUGUCCCCUGUGACCUGGAGCUGACAGGAGAAAAUGCCUUUCCUGUAUUGAUGAACAGUGAGGGUCAUGUCCUCAUGGCUGCUUCUCUGUACGGCCAAGGACGAAUUGUGGUUCUGGGCCAUGAGCAGUACCUGACUCUGUGUCCUGCUCUGGUAGAAAAUGCUCUGAUCUGGCUGGGAGGAGGGAAAUCUGAAAACUUGUCUGUGGGGGUGCACGAAAAACUAAAAGCAGUCUCUGAUAACCUCAAUAAAUCCAACUUCCAAGUCAGUCUUGUUGAGGGUUUCAGUGAAAAUCUAGGAGUUAAUGUGUUUGUAUCAGAUGCCUAUGAAGUUGGAGCAAGUGCAGGAGAUCUGGUAGCCUUCAUGAAAGCAGGAGGAGGGAUCCUGAUAGGGGGACAAGCAUGGAACUGGACUGCACAAAACCCCAACGAAAACCUAAUCCUUCAGUUUCCAGGGAAUAAAGUGUCAGGGGUGGCAGGGAUCUACUUUUCUGCACAAUAUGCAAAAGGAGAAAACCUGCCCAUCAGCCCUGAAAUCCCAAACUCUUGGAAAUCCUUACACAACAAGAUGAGUAUCAAAAAAGAUCUGGAGUUUUUGCUGAAAAGGAUUUCAGAGUUUGACACUCAGGGAAGUUCCAUCCCCUCUGAGGCUCUGAUCCACGGCCCGCUUGCUUUUCCAAUUGGUGCCACAUAUGAUGGACAAGUGUUCUUGGCAGGAACCUACUAUGGAAGAGGACGGGUCAUACUGACGACACAUGAAUCUUUCCUAGAAUAUGAGCAACUGGAGCCAUUUUGGAAAAAUGCAUUUCAGUGGUUGGACCAGGGCAGAAAGGGAGUCAUAGGAUUUGGCGAAUGUACCAAAAUGUUACCUGACUUUGAGUUUAGGAGUGAGAAGACAACAUUCAAGCAAGACCUGAGUGUUUAUGUGUGCACAAUAUGGAAUGAAGAAGAUCCUGAGAAAAUCCAAAACUUUGUGGCAGAAGGAGGAGGUCUUGUGGUUGUUGGACAAGCCUGGUCCUGGGCAAACACAAACCCGACACAAAACCCAUUGCAAGACUUACCAGGAAACAAAAUCCUAAACAAAAUGGGCUUAAGUGUAUUGAAGAGCAUAGCUAGGAGAGGAAUCUAUCCAACUCCUGACCCAAGCCAGGCCAACCAAUUCCACAUCAGUCAUCUUCUGCAUCGUUUGGCUUCUCAUGCAAUUGACGGCACAGAACUUACCAAGCAAGAUGAGGAGAACUUUGAGCAAAUGAGAACAAAGUUCUCCCUUUUCUUGAGCAUGAAAGCUUACGACAGCUCCUUCUACACACAGACUCUGUCCAAGGUCACCGACAUCAUAAGAAUUUGCAAGCCCAUGGUGAGCAAGGAGAAUCCUUUGAAGAGUCCCAAGGACCUUGUAUUGAUAAAUCUAGCAGCUGAUUUGUAUGAAUACUCCUUAAACAGAGAAGCUGUCCUGAGCUAUGUCAUCCAGAAUGUAACCAAACUGCCUGUUGUCAACAACCAAACAGUCAAGAUUAACGUCAAGACAGAAGAAAAUGAAGAGUGGGUCAGUACAGGUCUGUACCUCUCUCCUGGCAUGGAGACCUGGAUCACCUUACCACUGAAGUUUGUUAAUGAACAAUGGAAGAUCCAGAUUGGCAGCCAGAAGGACCAUCUUUAUGACAAAGAUGAGUACUACAGAGCACCGAUUGUCAUUAAGACAUUCCCUGUUACAUCAGAAAGGAUGCAGGUGUGGAACAUGUGGGGAGGACUCAUCUACCUGCUGGCUCCACCCAACAUAAUAGCAAAUGAAGAAGAAAUUGUCGUGGAGGUGGCUGUGUCUGCUCCUUAUUACAAGACUGGUGUGACAAAAGCAGAAGACUGGUCUUUAAUACGUGAAGCUCCUGCACCCUGGGCAGAGUUUGAGUUUGACAAUAUCAUCCUCACUUUGCCAUCAAAUAAUAUUCGAAAUCUGGAUUUUCCUCUGGAGAUGGAAAAAAUAUGGAAUGACAUCAUGAAGGGUAUUGCAGAUUUGUCUUCCAUCCAUUUCAUUAGAAAAGAACGAAUAGUGGCUGAUGUGCAACUUUCUAGGGGUUGGAUGCAUGCAGGGUAUCCUGUUAUGGUACACUUAUCUUCAGCACCAAGACUGUCCAAUGUAGAAUAUAUCAGGACCACAGGUUUGUGGGGAGAGAUUCAUGAACUGGGACACAACCAGCAGAGAAGUCGUUCAGAGUUUUCUCCUCACACCACAGAGGCUACAUGUAAUCUGUGGUCCCUGUAUGUGAAUGAAGAGGUUCUUGGAGUCGACAGGGCAAAGGCCAAUGGUGUGACUCCAGAAUUUCGGGAGGGAGUUAUAAAAGACUACAUACAGGGAGGCAGGAACUUCUCUGACUGGUAUAAAUGGACCGCCCUUGAGACGUACAUGCAGCUACAAGAUAAGUUUGGUUGGGAUGCCUUUAAGCAGGUGAUUGCUGUCUACCACAAGAUGAGCAACUUUCCCACUGACAACACAGGAAAGAUGAAUCUGUACGCUGAGACUUUCUCUCAGGCUGUCAACAUGGAUCUGACUGGAUUCUUCAAAGUCUGGGGAUGGCCCAUUGAUGCAACUACUGAGGAGAAACUGUCGAGCCUGCCUCCCUGGUCUGAUCACCCCAUGGUCCAGUAUGAUAUACCAUCAGACAGCUAUGGAUUAAAGAACACCAAUAUACUUUAGUUACAACUGCUUUCAUCAAUUAAACUAUGUACAUUUUUGGAAAUCCA